CAAGAGGGGACUUGAACGUCUCGGCCCGCCUCGUUCUUUCUCCAUGCCGUCUUCGACCAGACCUGAACUUUCCACCACGAAGUACCUUUGUACCUGUUACACAGAACACGGCAUCGCAACCAAUUUGGAAGGAGUAUUGGGCAGACCGGUCGAGGCGAUGAGGAGAAAAUGGAAGGCACCGCGGGAGGGUGAAACCGGUCAAGACCUAGGGAAGGAGGGGUUCACUCGAGUGAUUGAUGGUUGAUUGCUCUCCUUCUCGUCGUUGCCCUCUUGCCCUGUGCUGCCAGCUUCACACCUUGAAUCUCAUUUAAUACUCACCUUGUGUUUCUUCACAGUUCGAGUUGCCCGUGGUGAUACAAAGUCCAGCCUCGUUUUCUCCCAAUCACAGCAGUUCCCAGCCGCCAGUAACGCCUACAGUCGUCGCGUAUCUUGUCAGGCAAUGUUGGAUCACCAAGUCUCACGCGCAAGUGGACCGUAGGCAUGAUACCGCAUCUGAGGUGUUGCUGGCCUGCGUCAUCUCGGCUUCAGCUACUCACAAUAUCCUCACCAAGAUGGCACCCUCGGGCAUUUCAGCGAGUCCAGACGGCCGCCUACUCCAUAAUGCCCAAAGGGAAGAAGAAAGAGAAAGCCACCGAGAGUAUGGUUGAUGUCGGUGACUCCUUUUUCACCCCAAAUUCUCAGAAAUCCGGGGACAUCCGGGUGGUCGAAGCUGCGCCGGAUGAGCCUCAAGUGGAAAGCCUAAGAGUCCGCAGAAAGGAGAUGAGGGAGCUUAGGAACCGGUACUUUUGGAAGCACUGGGUGAAAAGGCACCCAAACUACGUCUGGAAUAGGGCUCGUCGCAGAGAUCAACAAAGGUCCACAAACAACAAAGAUGGACUUCAUACGAAGACCGAUGAUGAGAAUGUCGUCAAGUAUCCCGAGACCGAAGCUGAAAGGAGGCAGGCGAGAAUCAACCUCUGGAAUACAUGGGUUAUGAACCACCCGACUUUCAAGCACAGCAGAUUCGGCCAGUUGAGAAGCAUGGGGAGAGUCAGAGGCUAUGGUCAGGCAAGUCUCAUGAGAGAUCGAGCUAUGAGGGUGGGUCGCUAUUUCAGAAGUCUAAGAGUCGGCCAAGACAACAACAGCUUUCUACGCUUUCAAAAGAUCCCAGUGAAGGACCGCUUGAUGAACAGACUCGUCCGGAAGAUCGACUUUGGAUCCGCAAAGUUCGGCCAAGCCUACUUCAGGCGCUUGAGAGUAGGCCAAACUCACAAUGACUUCCUCAAGUUCAAAAAGGUCGACUUGAGAAGGCCUCAACCAGGGCGAACCUACCUCAGAAGCCUCCGGCUUGGCAGCAACUCCAAGUUCGACAAAUUCAGAAAGAUAUUCUUCGACGCAGAUGGCAACCUCAAGGAGCGUAGGAAGAAAGAACGGAGAAGCAGCAAAGACCUGACGGAAGACCAUUGGAAGAUAAUGACCAAGAAGACACCCGAACACCUCGCCGCCGAUGAAAGGGAAGAAAAGCUGGCAAGAGGAAUUCCCGACCAUUGGACGAUUGAGCAAUGGGAGUACAUCACAAAGUUUCCCAACCACAGAACUGCUGAGGAAUGGAAGAGAAUGAGGAACUUCUCAAGCAAUCUCGGCCACAAGCGAGCUGUUGCGAAAACGGUCGAGCUUGAAACCUACCAAAUCUCCGACCUGGUGUUGGAGCUGGACGCCCACGACAAUCCCUUUGUUCGUCCGUUCAACGCAGAUGAUGCAGCCGCACAGAGAGAGCAGUGGCCGCACCUCGACCCAGAUCAGGAGCAAAUCGUGAGACGCACAAUCUCCAUUGCCGAAACUGUUGCUGAAUCCAAAGCAAAAUGGAAGUCACAGUUGAAGCCAUUCGAUAACUGCCGGAUAACUGAGCGUGAUGUUCUGUCGGUGGCAUUUCUCGGUACCGCUUCCAAUUCCUCAACACUGGAACCAGGCAUCCAUGAACCAAAUCUCGGAUUCCUCACCACGACCGACCUCCAAGAAAUAGGUAUACCCAACUCGUACUCAACCGACCCUCGCAGAGUCACUCACCUCCUACUUCACCGCAUCGAAAAAGCCCAAUACCCCAUCCAGCAAGAAGUCAACUACGACCCAUCCUCGCUCUCAGAAGCCCUGAACCAGGCCUCCUUCCACCAAGUCCGCCGCAUCAUCGCUCCCCUGCUUCACUCAGAAGAAGGCUGUUGGCUCGUCUCCCAGUGCAACGAUGUCAUCCUGGCCUCAUGCAGCAGCAAGAACGGUCACAGUGUUGAUGACGAAUACUACGUCUCCACGGUCUUUGUCUUUCUCAGAUCCAUCGCUAACCGUCUGGCAAUGGUGGAUCUGAGGUUCGAGAUUCCAGCGGACUUGUGGCCUACUAAAUAUGCCGAUUUGUUCUUUCUUGAGUGUCCGGAGCUGGUAGAAGCAGAAGCAGAUGAGGAGGACGGUAGAAGUGCUGAACAGCUUGAGGAAAAAGAAGAUGUAGUAGAAGAAGGAGGAGAAGCCUCAGAGAAGAACGCGGAUUAGGUGUCCGUUCAUGAUGAUGAGCUUCCCUUGCGGUCGGGAGAAGGGUCGUCGAGCUAGGUUUGAGGAGAGACUGGGUCGGCUUUGUGUUUUUGUCUACGACAGGCUGGAUUAGGUGUUUGUGUUGUCAGCGUCAGUAUUGUCAGUAUUGUCAGCAUUGUGUCAAAGUAGCCUUUCUGCAGUAACGUCAGCCAAAGUGUACUGCCUUAGUUCAAACUUAUUCAUUUUACUACGUAGUGCC
This is a messenger RNA of Neurospora tetraspora, 2755 nucleotides long. RefSeq lists its product as uncharacterized. The record is from RefSeq and is a predicted model, not a curated record. The transcript has a single exon. Bases 481 to 2517 code for a protein of 678 amino acids. NCBI's taxonomy places the organism in Eukaryota, Fungi, Ascomycota, Sordariomycetes, Sordariales, Sordariaceae.